Messenger RNA from Manihot esculenta (cassava), 1050 nucleotides. Its product is annotated as peptide methionine sulfoxide reductase A1. The transcript is spliced from 2 exons. Gene Ontology annotation, molecular function: peptide-methionine (S)-S-oxide reductase activity. NCBI's taxonomy places the organism in Eukaryota, Viridiplantae, Streptophyta, Magnoliopsida, Malpighiales, Euphorbiaceae. The record is from RefSeq and is a predicted model, not a curated record. Bases 47 to 835 code for a protein of 262 amino acids.
AGAUAACAUAAACACGUCACAAAAACAGGCACGAAAGAAAAAAAAAAUGAUCCAACAUCUAGCAACUUGCUCCACCGCCAGCUCCCGGCUCCUCCUCCUCGUCUCCUCCUCUCUUUCCAAACCCUUCAUAUCUCUUUCCAAAAAGCUUCAAUUUUCUUCUUCUUCUUCUAAACCUAUUGCUUCCCCUCAGAACUCCAGAUCUAUAUCUUAUUAUCGGGCCCCAAUGAACUUCCUCAACAAACUCGGUUUUGGUACUAGGUCCCCUGACCCAUCCACCAUGGACCCAACAAUCCCCCAGGGCCCAGACGAUGACUUGCCCGCUGCUGGCCAGCAGUUCGCGCAGUUUGGAGCUGGCUGCUUCUGGGGGGUUGAAUUGACCUUCCAGAGAGUUCCUGGUGUCACCAAGACCGAGGUGGGUUAUAGUCAGGGCUUCUUCAAUAAUCCCUCUUACGAGGAUGUUUGUACUGGGACUACCAACCAUAAUGAGGUGGUCAGAGUGCAGUAUGAUCCUAAAGAGUGUAGCUAUGAGACUCUUCUCGAUGUUUUCUGGGCUAGGCAUGACCCUACUACCUUGAAUCGCCAGGGAAAUGAUGUGGGAACUCAGUACAGAUCCGGAAUAUACUACUACACCCCAGAGCAGGAAAAGGCAGCACGGGAGACUUUAGAACAACGGCAGAAGCUGCUGAACAGGAAGAUAGUUACGGAGAUUAUACCUGCCAAGAAGUUCUACCGAGCUGAACAAUACCACCAACAAUACCUUGCCAAAGGGGGCCGUUUUGGAUUUAAACAAUCUGCUGAGAAAGGCUGCAAUGAUCCGAUUAGAUGCUAUGGCUAAAUUGCUGCCUCCAGAAUCGGCAGACACUGUGGAGACUAGUUUGUUUUGAUAAGGCUUAAAUCUUUUGUAUAUUUUGCUGGGUAGGCAUGUCGUGCGAGUGUAGAUUUCAGGACAUUGAUCCUUAGAAGUUACAUAUAUAUAUAUAUAUAUGUAUAUAUAUACAAGGUGUAUGCAUUAUGCUAUUUGUGUAAGGCUUUUUUUUUUAUUAUUUUUGC